This is a messenger RNA of Mytilus californianus (California mussel), 4992 nucleotides long. RefSeq names its product protein CLEC16A-like. The record is from RefSeq and is a predicted model, not a curated record. Gene Ontology annotation, biological process: endosomal transport; endosome to lysosome transport; regulation of autophagosome maturation. The transcript is spliced from 23 exons. Bases 88 to 3582 code for a protein of 1164 amino acids. NCBI's taxonomy places the organism in Eukaryota, Metazoa, Mollusca, Bivalvia, Mytilida, Mytilidae. Gene Ontology annotation, cellular component: late endosome; endolysosome membrane.
GAUCAAUAACAGACCACAACACUGAAAAUGUGACACUGAACAAGAAAUUGACACUGGGCGUAAUAUUGAUAAAAAUUUACUUUGAAGAUGUUUUCAAGGCAAAAGGGAUGGAUACCCGGAUUGUUGUCAAGACCUAAAAACCCGCAUUCGUUGGAACAUUUAAAAUAUUUGUAUAGUUUAUUAAUGAAGAAUCAGACAAUAACAGAGAACAACAGGAGUUUAUUAGUAGAAACACUCAGGUCAAUAUCUGAAAUACUCAUUUGGGGAGAUCAAAAUGACAGCAGUGUGUUUGACUUUUUCCUUGAGAAGAAUAUGCUGUCAUUUUUCCUGAAGUAUUUACAACAAAGAGCAGGAAGAUAUAUUUGUGUACAGUUACUACAGACUCUCAACAUUUUAUUUGAAAACAUCAAGAAUGAGACAUCUCUGUAUUACUUAUUGUCCAACAAUCACAUCAACUCAAUUAUUGUUCACAAGUUUGAUUUCUCUGAUGAAGAGGUCAUGGCAUAUUACAUUUCAUUUUUGAAGACACUUUCCCUGAAGCUUAAUAAACACACAAUACAUUUCUUUUACAAUGAGCACACAAAUGAUUUUGCUCUUUACACUGAAGCUAUAAAGUUCUUCAACCAUUCAGAAUCAAUGGUUAGAAUUGCUGUGAGGACUAUUACACUUAAUGUUUUCAAAGUGGAAGAUAAGGCAAUGUUGAGGUAUAUACGAGACAGAACUGCAGCUCCAUAUUUUUCUAAUCUUGUCUGGUUUAUUGGGAAUCACAUCCUAAAUGUUGACCUCUGUGUCCGACAUGAUGCUGAUCACCAAAGUAGAAACAGGCUGGCAGAUUUAGUAGCAGAACAUUUAGAUCAUCUCCACUACCUGAAUGACAUAUUGUGUAUCAACAUCGAUACUCUCAACGAAGUACUGACAGACCAAUUCUUAAACAGACUACUUAUACCACUGUAUGUCUAUUGUCUGACCAUGAGGAAAAAACAUAAUGGAAGACAGGGAGAUAAGAAACAUAUAAGUUCUGUAGUGGCACUGUAUCUAUUAUCUCAGGUGUUUUUGAUAAUUAGUUAUGCACCAUUAGUAAGACAGCUGGCAGAAAUUAUAUUUCAAGGGGACAUAAGUGUACAACAACAAGAAGCCUCAAGUGAUUCACCACAAACUAGAUUGAGAGAAUUUGUAGCCCCAGAUGAAUCUUUAGAAGCCACAUUAGAGAGCAACAGAGGUCAACAUCCAUUCCAUCAAGGUGAAUUAGAGGAACCUGUUACAACAGGCAACUCAACAUUUUAUAUGAGAACUCAGUCAAUGACAGAGCAAACUGAAGUGCAUGAGAGGGUUCCUACACCUCCAACAACAGAGGCAGACCUACCUACUCAAAAUUCUACAGAUGAGGAAAAAUUAUAUGGCUCACAGAGAACCUCUACAGGAACAAAUAUAGAACAGAAACAAACAACAUUUAGUCUUGAAAAUAGAGCCUAUUUAGAAGCCAUAUUCAAUGCAUUGGAAUGUAGUGAGAAUGAUUAUGAAGCUUUGUUUGCACUGUGUUUGUUAUAUGCCAUGGGACAUAACGAUGGCAUACAUCAGGGAUUAAUGGACACAGUAAUGAUGCCAACUGAAAAAUCUGAGACCAAAGAUCAUUACAAUGUAGCUUUAGUAGAGAGACUAAUCAAAAUCAUCACAUUGGCUAGUCAGAGUGGAAAUAAAGUGAGAUUAUCAACAUUAGAACUAACUAUCAAACUUUUGAAACAGCUAGUCUAUAUGAGUGGGAAAUCAUAUCUACAAGACCGACACCUAGCCAGCAUUGAAAAUGCCAGGGAGUGUUGUACACAACUACUCAGGAAUUUUUAUAAGAGUGAAGAAAUGUUUUUAGACAUGUUUGAAGAUGAAUAUAGAGAAAUGAAGAACCGUCCUUUGAAUGUUGAAUAUUUGACCAUGGAUGCCUCCAUACUGUUACCCCCAACUGGUACCCCUCUGACAGGGAUAGCUUUUUCCAAACGAUUACCAUGUGGAGAGGUUGAAAGAGCCAGAAGGGCAAUACGAGUGUUUUUCUUGGUGAGGGACUUAUCAUUAACUUUGUUACAAGAAACAGAAAGUCAGCUACCACUGACCAAAGAAGAUUCCUGCAUUAAAGUAUCAGACAUUUUAGAUCUCAAUAACAGUGACUUGAUAGCAUGUACAGUGGUUACAAAAGAAAGCAGAAAAAUGGAACGUAGAUUUCUUGUGAUAGACAGUAUACAGUUAAUUCUAGUAGAACCAGAUACAAAGCGACUUGGAUGGGGUGUUGUCAGAUUUGCUGGAUUCUUACAAGAUGUUGAAGUGACUGGAGAUAAGGAUGACAGUCGAUCACUCCACAUCACCAUCCACAAACCUCCUAGUUCCCAGCAUGCAAGACCACUUCCUCUUUUGUCUGGACGCUUUGUUUUCGAUGAUCACAUAAGAUGUAUGGCUGCUAAGCAACGUUUGACUAAAGGAAGACUGAAAGCCCGUCAGCAGAAGAUGAUGAUGAUAGAAAGACUUUUAGACAUACCAAAUGAUGGAGGUCAAAGAUCAAGUACCCCCUCUGGUAGAAAUAGGCCCUACCCAGGGAGAAGUCAUCCAAUUCGUAGUGUGUCAACACCUUCUCAGCAGUCUCAAGAAACUACUCCAGUAAGCACACCAACACCGCGAUCGCAACAAGUAGACCCAAUUCAGUCAAUGCCUAUCAAAUCUCAUGGCCAAGAAACAAUCAACGAAUCAACUGAUAGUGUUGAAAUAGCCGAAGAAGCUUUUGCUUACCAAACUUUUAAUCAACAUACUGGAACUAACGCUUCUAGUCGUCAUACACCUUCACCUGUUGACAAUUCCCCUUUUCAAGAAAUUCAAAUGGAAGAUUUGUCAAAAAGGAAGAAAAAACAUUCGAAAAAAAUGCCAAAUGUACGUCUGCAUCAAAUGACAUCGUCAUCUCAUAGUAGAAGUCAUUCUCAUAGCCCAAAACGUGAAGAAGGCCUCAGUUCAAAUAGAGGACAUUCUUAUUCGAUGGUGGAGGAAAGUAAGCGUGAGAGGAGUUCAACUCCAAAAGGAAGAGGUCACAGUAACAGUCAACCUAUUCCAGAAGGAAAACGUUCACGCCCAUCUUCGGGGUCGUCUUCAGACGAAAGUCAUAAAAUCAGAACUAGAAGUAAAGAAAGUCAGUCUCCCAAAACACUAAGACCUGCGGAAGAACCAGCAUUGACUUUGUUUUCACAAGACAGUGAAUCAAUGGCAACUAGUAUAGACUCAUUAAAACUAGUGCCACCAGCCGAGAGUCUAAGGACUCCUAGUGAUACAUCGAGUACAGGGACUAGCAACGAUGGACAGAACUCAGGUGUUGAGAAUCAGGAUGAUAAAAACUCGGAGUCAAGUUUCAAAGACUCAAAACCAAAUUUUGCAUUUAAAUCCCCGUCUGCAGCGGACGUUGAAAUAAGUAAAGCAAGAGUUGAAUCUGUUGCUCGAGCUAAAUCUUCCUCAGCUACAGAUCAGCUCACAAAGCUAGCUCAGAUUGUCCAGGAGCAUUUCUCAGACGAUAAACAGAGUGAAACAGGCUUAGUUGAUCAGAAUACUGACAUGUGACAUUGUUAAAGAUUUACCUUAGUCUGGAGAAUUUAAGUGCAAUGUAAGGUUAUAGACCUGUAAAUAAGAAUUGUGUUAUAAAUAUAAUAUUAUGUAUUAUACAUAAGUUUGGAAAAAAUUUAAUAGAAUUGUGUACAGAUAAUAUGGGGUUAGUUAAGGAUCACAUUUUAUGGGAUAGGCAGGGGAUCUAAUAAGAUUUUUGUCUAUCCAUCUGACCAAUUAACAUAUAUCUAAAUUAGAAAUGCCAUUUGUGAAGGAGAAUAAAAUGAUACACAUUUAAUAAUGAAGUGUUUAUAGUUCUGUUCAUACUAGUGUAUAUGAUUAUCUUCGUUGGAUAUGUGAAAAAUGAAAACAACACGUUAUUAUUUUAUGCAUGUACAGUUAACUCAAAACCUCUUCCUUUUAGGUUAACUGCCAACUUUGUUUCAUUAUAUGUAGCUUUCAUGUCAGUGAGUUUCUCCGUUUUCCUCACAAGGACUGAGGAUAAAAUUCAAGAUUGAAAUGCAUACUACGACAACAAAUCUGGUGUAACAUCAAUAUGAAGUCAACAUCGGUGAACCAUCUUGAUUGUCAAUAGAAUAAUUUCCAGGAGACUUAUCUUUAAGAACAAAUGGAAUUCUAAUGAAUAUCAACCUAUAUAGAUAUUUGGAGAUUUCCGUGUAGUAUACAUUAAACUUAUUCUUAGUAUGCAUUUUUCUUUAGUAUACAUGUUCAGUAUAAUGAUACAAUUAUCGAAGAUAAAUGCAAUUAGAUUAAUAUUCUGUUUGUUUUAGUUUUACGUUUGAUUUGAUAAGAAAAUGCGGAACCAAGAAUAAAGCAUAUCAUGUGCUUAUUAAAUGCACUAAUUAUAAGCCUGGCAUCUUUGGUGAGAACGAAAAUAGAUUUCUCAACUCCUAUUCAUCAGAUAGAACUUGUAUUAUGAAACUGCUUGCCAAUUAUAAAACUUCCUAACUAUUUUAAAGUGUUUUGCACAAGUCAAGUACAGUUUAGGAGUUAAUAUCAGUUUAUGUGUACAUGCAUAUUAAUGUUGUGAUGUAGGCGUCAAAUAAAAAUGUGAGCGGUAAAAAUUGUCCUUCAAAUAGAAUUUAACACUUACAAUUAUUGUUUAUUAUAUGCGUAUUAUGAUGACCUUGAAAAUGUUUUUCCCAAUUAUAAGUUUAUCAACAUUAUAAUCUAAUGCUGUACUGUAGAUCUUGAUCAUUGAAUGUACAUGUAUCCAAGUGAAUGAGUUACAUGAAACAUACUAUUCCUAAUGUGUUCGGACAAAGCUUUGUAAAUAAUAUCAAUUACUCACUACAUUUCCUUUUAUGAAGUGUCUGACCUAAAAAUAGAAAAUACAGAAAGAUAUCAUGUCAGAAUGUGUUCAAUACAGAAUGCAAUUAAACUAUAUCACGCUUUAAGCAAAGCGUU